Molecule: messenger RNA, 303 nt
Organism: Penicillium oxalicum
Lineage: Eukaryota; Fungi; Ascomycota; Eurotiomycetes; Eurotiales; Aspergillaceae
Exons: 4
Coding region: 1-303 (100 amino acids)
Biological process (GO): negative regulation of ATP-dependent activity
Cellular component (GO): mitochondrion
Molecular function (GO): ATPase inhibitor activity
Source: RefSeq, a predicted model, not a curated record
AUGCUUCGUCAAUCCGUCAUCCGUCCUGCCGUCAUGGCCAACCGGUCGCUGCUGACCCGUUCCUUCUCCGUCGCCGUGCCCCGAAUGGGCGAGGGUGACACGGGGGCUCCUCGCGCUGGAGGCGCCGCUUCUGGGGAUUCCUUCACCAAGCGUGAGGCUGCUCAAGAGGCUCUCUACAUCCGUGAGAAGGAGAUGGAGAAGUUGGCCCAGCUGCGCAAGAAGAUCUCUGACCAGCGUGCUCACCUUGACGAGCUGGAGAGCCACAUUGACAGCUUGACCAAGGACCACUCCGGGAAGAAAUAG